Molecule: messenger RNA, 3366 nt
Organism: Vitis riparia (riverbank grape)
Lineage: Eukaryota; Viridiplantae; Streptophyta; Magnoliopsida; Vitales; Vitaceae
Product: pentatricopeptide repeat-containing protein At1g18900
Exons: 4
Coding region: 452-3079 (875 amino acids)
Molecular function (GO): protein binding
Source: RefSeq, a predicted model, not a curated record
CGUGAAGGCGAGGCCACGUGUUGUUAUGAAAAUGGUAGGGUGAAUCAAAAGCUUUGGUAUCAAGUUUGCAGACCAGCCAGCCCCUCCCAGUCCCAGCCUGCUAGGAAAACUCUCGCUUUGACGGCGGAGAGGAAGAGAGCCGCCUCCUGUACUUUUUUCUCUCUUUCUCUCUCCACAAAACUCAGCUAUCCACAUCCCCUUUUCAGGAUUCCUUUGCCCACUUUUGGGUGCUGGACGGAGGGGGGGUUGAGGAAUAGAUUUGAUUGAAGCAGUGUUGAGAAAAGGGGAAUGAGAAACAAAGGCUAUUCAUGAUUUGGGAUGGUCAAAUGUAAUUAAAGAGAAGUGCCAGUAAGGUGGGAACCCUUGUAACCGGCAUUAGAAGGGUUUUAGGGUACAACAAACUCUGGAUUACAGUUUAAGAAACUGGAUUCUUCAAGGACGUAAUUUAAUUAUGUUGCGAACAAAGCAGAUUGGUCCCCUUUCCAACUCUGCUAGGUCCAUUUUAAUUAGUGGAACACGAUCCAGUACACCAGAUGGAAACUCAUGCCCUUGCUCUGAAGAUGAAACUUGUGUUUCAACAAAGCAGCAUGCAAGAAAUGAAGUUUUGAUCAUGCAGAAGCAAACCACCUUGGCAUCCAAAACUGCAGCAAGAGUUGGACCCCUGUUUUUGGGUGAUGCAGUAAAAGUAGUGGGUUCUCAAAAAGUUGAGAGUGUUGAGUAUGCAACUUCUCUACCACAAGUUGUAGCUGCUCCUAGAUCUGUGGUGGGAUCAGAGUGUGUUAGUUAUGUCAGUGACAAUGUUGAUGUUAAUAACAAUGCGGUGCAUGCGCCUCCUAUCUCAGAUCAGUUUAUUAGGGCAGGUAUUGUAGCAGUAAAUUUUCUGUCUGAUUUAGUAAAUUAUAAGAUUCCUAUGUCAGAUGGGAGUGGAAUGCUUAAGCUGCCACAGAACUGUAUGGUUGACCCCACCAAGCCUCUUUCUAACAUCAAAUCAACAAAUAUAAAACCCAUUAGAAAAGGGAAUUUUUCAAAAGUUCGUGCAGAGUCGUCUGCCAAUAUAGCAGCAGCCUCAAACUCUACAAGUAGUUAUCACAGUACAAGAGGUAAAGGUGAUAAAUCAGGCUCAGUUAAAGGUUGCAGUCAUGUGGGAGAUACCUGGACAAGGAAUACAGUAGAUACUCGAAGUCUGUCUUCAGAUACUCACAAUAAGAGGUCUAUGCCGCAGAAGUCAAAAGCUUAUUCAAACUACUCAACAUCGAAUUCCAAUUUCAAUUCCAAUGUUCGAAAUUCAGAACCAAGGUUUGUGGGAGGCAUCGCAGGGGGGUUCAGCAAGCCCCUAAGAGAUACAAAAAUGAUAGGAAUUGCUCCAGUGUCUAGGCAGUUUGGAAGCUCUGGGCAUUUUGUGGAAAAUGUUUCUCGCAUAUUACGACAGCUGAGUUGGGGACCUGCAGCAGAAGAGGCUCUUAGAAAUCUCAACUGUUCGAUGGAUGCAUAUCAAGCAAACCAGGUUCUAAAGCAGAUUCAAGACCAUUUGGUUGCUCUUGGUUUCUUUUAUUGGCUGAAAAGACAAACUGGGUUCAAGCAUGAUGGGCAUACUUACACCACAAUGGUUGGCAUCCUGGGUCGUGCUAGACAAUUCGGUGCGAUUAACAAAUUGCUGGCCGAGAUGGUCAGGGAUGGAUGCCAGCCAAAUGUGGUGACAUAUAAUCGGUUGAUUCACAGUUAUGGCCGGGCAAACUAUUUGAAUGAAGCAGUCAGCGUUUUUGAUAGGAUGCAGGAAGCAGGAUGUCAACCUGACCGUGUCACCUAUUGCACACUCAUCGACAUCCAUGCGAAAGCAGGGUUUCUGGAUGUUGCCUUGCACAUGUAUCAAAAGAUGCAAGAGGCUCACCUUUCUCCUGACACAUUCACCUACAGUGUUAUAAUCAACUGCCUGGGAAAAGCUGGCCAUUUGACUUCUGCUCACAAGCUAUUCUGCGAGAUGGUUGAUCAUGGCUGUGUUCCAAACUUGGUCACUUACAAUAUUAUGAUUGCUUUGCAAGCCAAGGCAAGGAACUAUCCAACUGCAUUAGAACUUUACCGUGACAUGCAGAAUGCAGGAUUUGAACCCGACAAAGUAACUUACAGCAUAGUAAUGGAGGUGCUUGGCCAUUGUGGGCAUCUUGAGGAGGCAGAAGCAAUUUUUACUGAGAUGAAAAGGAAGAAUUGGGUGCCAGAUGAACCUGUUUAUGGUCUUUUAGUAGACUUGUGGGGAAAGAUUGGGAAUGUUGAGAAGUCUUGGGAGUGGUAUCAAGCCAUGCUCAAUGCUGGGUUGUGCCCUAAUGUGCCCACUUGCAAUUCCCUGCUCAGUGCAUUCCUUAGGGUGCAUCGGCUUUCAGAUGCAUACAACUUGCUGCAGAGCAUGUUGCGAUUAGGUCUCCAGCCUUCUUUGCAAACUUAUACCUUGCUUCUCAGUUGUUGUACUGAAGCUCAGUCAUCAUUUGACAUGGGAUUUUGUGGUGAGCUUAUGGCAGUGACGGGUCACCCUGCACACAUGUUCCUACUGUCCAUGCCAGCUGCAGGACCUGAUGGACAGAAUGUUCGAGGUCAUGUGAGCAAGUUCCUGGAUCUGAUGCACAGCGAGGAUAGGGAGAGUAAGAGGGGACUUGUUGAUGCAGUCGUGGAUUUUCUCCACAAGUCAGGCCUCAAGGAGGAGGCUGGUUCUGUGUGGGAAGUUGCUGCACAGAAGAAUGUCUAUCCAGACGCAGUUAGAGAGAAAAGCUCGUGUUAUUGGCUCAUCAAUCUGCACUUCAUGUCAGAUGGGACUGCUGUAACGGCACUCUCACGGACACUUGCCUGGUUCCGCCGGGAGAUGCUUAUAUCUGGAACUGUUCCCAGCCGGAUUGAUAUAGUGACAGGAUGGGGUCGGAGGAGCAGGGUGACAGGAGCUUCUCUGGUGAGGCAGGCAGUGCAAGAACUGCUGCAUAUAUUCAGCUUCCCCUUUUUCACUGAAAAUGGCAACUCCGGUUGUUUUGUCGGACGAGGGGAGCCCCUUGGCAGAUGGCUACUCCAAUCCUACGUCGAGCGCAUGCAUUUACUGUAGAAGGCAAUGUUGUCGCACCACCAUUGCAGUUUUGUUGUGAAAGAAAGAAGAGGAACUUUGGUUGCCUCAGGCAUUGGUUUGAACUCUUAUGAAGCUGUUGUUAUCUGCUAUCUCAAAAUUGUUGUUAUAAGUAACAGUUCCAGCCUUUCUACUCCUCAUCGCUAACACAGUUUUUCAUUCAUAAAUUUACAACCCCAUGUGAGCUCCAACUGAUCCUUCAUGUAUUCUGGUUUGUGAUUACAUUGAAUGCUUAGUUUUUGGUAAUGCAAAGAUUGAAGAGAUGGUAA